AUGUGCGGCAAGUGCCAGUUUAGUUUUACCCUUCGAACGAGUUUGACGAAGUUGCGACGGUUUAAGAAACCUUGUGCAAAAUAAAACAAGGAUAUAUUAAGUGCAAAUAUUUUUUCUAUUUCGCGAAAAUACUUCGUUAAAAGUUACAUUUAAAAACGUUUUGAAAAUGUACAAGUUUUUGCAAUACGCAGCAAUCGUGAGCUUAUUCUGCCUCUUCGGCAGCAACGUCGUUGUGGCACAGAAUGCUCCACCAAGUCUGACUCAGUGCCUAAAUGCGAGCAGUUUAACGAAUCUUACUAGCGCUUUUGAAGGCCAAUGGUACGAGGCGCUCCGCAGCCCAGCAAGCCAAUCGAGCUGCGUGGGUCUUGACAUUUAUUCGAACGCGACGGGCAUAUAUCUCAACCUCACCACACCGGAAGAUUCGCAUGCGUUGUACUUAAAUCAGACCUCAACCUAUACACUAACACCAGUUGGUGAAGCCAAUUCGAGCAUCUCGGCAAAUGUCACCUCACCUGCGGGCGGUUACAGCUACCCAACAGGCAAUAACGUAAAUGUGACAAUUAAAAUACUGCAAACCGAUAGCGCAAACUACGCCGUUCUCUGUGGCAUCAGCUCCAAGUCGAACAGCUCAUUUGGCCUUGUGCUCACACGCCAACGCGUGGUGACAAAUGCCUCAUUGGCAUCGUAUGUUGGACAAGUCAAUAGCACCUAUGCUGGUUUCGCCAAUUUGUCGACUGUGAAUCAGGGUCCUGUUUGCUAUCAAAACUCAGCUGCCACUCAUGCCUCGGCCUUAUCGUUGGUCUUCGCAGUUAUAUACGCCGCCAUUAAGUUUACUAAUUAAGUGUGAAGUUAUGUUUAUUUAAUAUUUUAGCUUAUUAAAUUCCAUUACUCAAUUUAAAUUAUAUACGUACUUAUGCUAUUGCUUCCACACACAAGUGUACAUAUUUUUGUCAUUACUGUAAAUCACAAAACCCGAGUAAAAUUGUGAUCACACACAAAAAAUAAAUAACGGUAUAUGAAAUUGGCUUAAAAGAACAAAUACAACAAUAGAAAAUAUUCCAGCGUUAUUCCA
This is a messenger RNA of Zeugodacus cucurbitae (melon fly), 1072 nucleotides long. RefSeq lists its product as uncharacterized. NCBI's taxonomy places the organism in Eukaryota, Metazoa, Arthropoda, Insecta, Diptera, Tephritidae. The transcript has 3 exons. The coding region runs from base 167 to 841 and encodes 224 amino acids. The record is from RefSeq and is a predicted model, not a curated record.